Molecule: messenger RNA, 1293 nt
Organism: Pelagomonas calceolata
Lineage: Eukaryota; Pelagophyceae; Pelagomonadales; Pelagomonadaceae
Source: the annotation of a GenBank genome assembly
GCGGACGGACGGACGUAGACGACGCACGGAGGCGCACGGGGCUGCAUAGAAGCAGGAGAGGCAUAAUGACAACAACUGAUCCGGCGGACGGGGCAGCCCAGGAAUUUUUGGAUUGGCUACAAAACCAUGGCGCCGACACGAGUCGGCUACGGUGGCCCGUCACCGACGGCAACGGAAGGAAGGCCGUCGCCACGCAGGAUAUAGGGGAAAACGACUACGCGCUGCGCGUGCCCGAGGCACUCAUGAUGUCGCCGUCCAAAGCUUUGAAGAGUGAGAUCGGGGAAGCGUGCGACCGGCACGGGCUGCGGGGCGACGUGCUCCUGGCCACAUUUGUGGUCUUUGAGCUGCGGAAGGGUUCGAAAAGUUUCUGGGCGCCCUAUCUACAAAUGCUGCCGCCACCGGAGACGUGCUGCGACUGGUCCACUGACGAACUGGAAAGGUUGCAUGAUCCGGAGCUCCAAGAGAGGGCCGAAUCUAGGGAAAGAUGGGUCCGCGACUUGUACGAUAGGUAUUACACCCAAACUCUGAUUGUGAGGUACCCUGACUUAUUUCCCGCGUCAUUCUUCACAUAUGAAAGAUUCCGCUUUGCCUGGUUCGUGGUCCAAUCUCGAGCGUUCGGGAGAAAAUUGAGGGAGACGGCUUUAGUGCCAUUGGCCGACUGCCUGAACCAUUCCCACUCCGUUCAAUGCUCCUACCGGUUAGUUGAUAGGUGCUUCGAGCUCUUCCCCACGCGAGACGGCGAGUACGUCCAAGGUCUUGAAUUACUCAAUUCCUACGGCCCCUGCCCGAACUCGAAACUUUUACUGGACUACGGCUUCUCGAUCUUGGAUAAUCCCCACGACACGGUGCGCCUGGGGCUCGAGUUGCGACCUCCUACCGACGACGCGCUCGUCGACCGGCGGCGGGCGUUGCUUCGACGGGGCAACUGCUCGCCCUACCCGACCUUCCAAUUGCGGCGGGGCGAGGCGCCCGUCGACGCGCUGGCCUUUCUGAGGGUCGCGCUGGCGCCGGCGGACGUGCUUUCCACGAGAGAGGCGCUGCCCGAGGGGGACGACGUCCUCGGCGUCUUGGACGACGAAGAGAAAGUGGUAGCGUACCUCGACGGUUUAUUGGCGACGGUCGGCGACGACUGCGGCCCGCCGCGGGCCGACGACGACGCCGCGCUCGCGGCUUCCCCGGCGCCGCGGGUCGUCUUCGCGCUGCGCUACCGCGCGACGCGGCGCGCGAUCGUCGAUUCUUGUAGAGCGGCGCUGCGCAACCUGAGUAGUAGUGUAUAACUUUUGUUGAAUUUUA